Motacilla alba alba is the source of this 1295-nucleotide messenger RNA. Its product is annotated as arylamine N-acetyltransferase, liver isozyme-like. Gene Ontology annotation, molecular function: acetyltransferase activity. The record is from RefSeq and is a predicted model, not a curated record. Lineage: Eukaryota; Metazoa; Chordata; Aves; Passeriformes; Motacillidae. The transcript has 2 exons. Bases 377 to 1267 code for a protein of 296 amino acids.
CCCAUACUUUGCACUCCUGGAGGGUUCAGCUGUCAUUCAGUGAUGUGGAAGGUGAAAAUCUCCUCAAUAUUGUAAGCAGUUUGGGGACUUGAUCAUUUUCAGGCUCUCCGUGCAGCACCUAACACAACAAAUUGCAUAACAGGGCUUUCCACAUGUAUGCCAACACAAAUAAAGCAACAAAACCAUCAGAAUAUAAACUAGUAUCAAAGAAGAAACUCUCUGCCCUUUUUGGCUGCUCUGCUGGAGGGUGAGGCUGUCCCUGACAGGCACUAAAGGCUGCCUGGACCUUUAAGAGCUGCUGUUGCCAGUGCAGCUCUUCCUGGGACCUUUGGAACAGCCCAGGGUGGAAAGCUGAGCUGACUGCCUGCGAGGCAAAAUGAACAUUCAGGAGUAUUUUGGAAGAAUAUCUUACAACAAGCCCCAUAAGGAUGCAGACUUGCAAACGCUGACAGCCAUCCUCCAGCAUCACAUCCAGACCAUUCCUUUUGAGAACCUCAGCAUGCACUGCGGGGAGCCCAUCGAACUGGAUUUGCAGGCUACUUACAACAAGAUUGUGAGAAAGAAACGUGGUGGAUGGUGCCUGGAAACCAACCACCUCCUCUUCUGGGCCUUGCAAGAAUUAGGGUAUGAUGUCUGUAUUCUUGGUGCAAACAGCUACGAACCAGCAGAGAAGGGAUACACUGCUCAGAUAAACCAUAUCCUGCUGAAGGUGGUGAUCGAGGGAGAGCCCUACAUAGUAGAUGCUGGGUUUGGUGGUGCCUACCAGAUGUGGCAGCCGCUGAUGCUGGUUUCUGGGAAGGACCAGCCCCAGGUUCCUGGCAUUUUCCGCUUCAUGGAAGACAAUGGCACCUGGUACUUGGAGAAAGUCAAAAGGAAGCAUUAUAUUCCUGAGCACAGUAAGAAUGACUUCCCUCAUACUCCAGAACUGGGGAAUAUCCGAAAAAUACAUAAAUUUACUCUCGAGCCACGGCAUAUAGACGACUUCCAGGAGCUAAAUGCAUACCUCCAAGUGUCUCCAGAUAACAUCCUUCAGAAGAAGUCAAUGUGCACUCUCCAAACCACCAGUGGGGUCCUUGCCUUAGUUGGAUGGACCCUCACUGAGAUGAAGUACAACUACACAGAAGACACGGACCUGGUGAACAUCACAACCCUUACAGAUGAAGAGGUUGAGAAGACACUGAAAGAUAAAUUCAGUGUAGUACUGGAGAACAAACUCACACCAGUAAAUGUUCGUGGCUUGCCACCUAAUUUAGUGGAUAAGAUCUAAAUGUAACACUGUGCUAGAUGGAUCUUUA